Molecule: messenger RNA, 792 nt
Organism: Nakaseomyces glabratus
Lineage: Eukaryota; Fungi; Ascomycota; Saccharomycetes; Saccharomycetales; Saccharomycetaceae
Gene: ISC10
Product: Isc10p
Source: RefSeq, a predicted model, not a curated record
AUGAUGGCGAUCGUUGAUGAAAACUAUAAAAAUAACAGACAGGAAGAAGCACUACAAUUCAUAGGAUAUAUAUCAUUUGAUAAAAUUAACCAAAUGAAUAAUAGGAUGCUAAAAAAUAUUGAUCAAAAUAUUAAUACCUCUAUAGAGUUGGUAGAGAACGUUAAGGAUAGGUUUUCUAAAGACGACCCCUCUGUUAACUAUAAGAGAGGAGAAAUAACCUCAAAUUAUGACUCCCAAAAGUAUAACGCUCAGUCGCCAUCCAUUUCCAAAACGUUAAAUUAUUUUCAAUCCCAUGAAAAGAAUGUUAUUAUGGUUGAUGACCAGCCUUUAAUACUAACCAACACUAACCACUUCUCUCCCGACUAUCCUCCAUUUUACCGCACUUAUAAAUAUGACCAUCGUCUAAAUGAAUUGGGCGCCAAUGAUGUUGUAAGCGCUAUGGUUCAAAAUGAAAUAAACGAUAACAAUGAUUACUUUAACUGUGAAUUGGAGUACGUAGAAAAAAAAACAAAAUUUCUUCAUUGGUAUGAUUAUGUAUUGUAUCAUUUAUUUAGUAUUGAUCGUCUAGGCUAUUUUAAGCUUGAAAUAUGGCGGCAAAAAUAUCAACAUUCACCUUGGAAAUCACAGAUUAACGAUAGAUUAUUCAAUGCGGACACCAAUUCAAUAAACGAAUCUAUGGGUGAUGAAGAUUAUGAUCCUGAAUCUUUGAUAAACACAAGAUCAACCAACAAAUGGUCAAAUUCCAAAAGAAGUGGAUUUACAUCUUUGAGAUCAUUUUUUGGAAUGGUUUAA